Messenger RNA from Jatropha curcas, 687 nucleotides. Its product is annotated as major allergen Pru ar 1. Gene Ontology annotation, biological process: abscisic acid-activated signaling pathway; defense response. The record is from RefSeq and is a predicted model, not a curated record. Gene Ontology annotation, molecular function: abscisic acid binding; protein phosphatase inhibitor activity; signaling receptor activity. Lineage: Eukaryota; Viridiplantae; Streptophyta; Magnoliopsida; Malpighiales; Euphorbiaceae. Gene Ontology annotation, cellular component: cytoplasm; nucleus.
GAUGUGUAUUUAAGUAAUCAGUUCUAGCCUCCCAAUCAUAUAAGCAAAUGUUUUAACUAUAAAUAGCAGAGCCAUAUAUAGGGGUCUUAUUUUUGUAGCUAGUCUCAGUUCUUUAAACCAUAAUGGGAAUUGUGACUUAUGAAGGCCAAAUUGAGAGCCCACUCCCACCAGCCAGACUGUUCAAGAUGCUUGUCCUUGAAUCUGAAACCUAUGUCUCCAAGGUGCAGCCUGAUGCUGUUACGAGUUUUGAAACUCUCCAAGGAGAUGGAGGACCUGGUAGCGUCAGGAAACUUACCUUUGGCGCUGGCAGCCCAAUGACUCAUGUUAUUGACACGAUUGAUUUUCUGGACAAAGAAAAUUUAACAUUUCAUUAUUCUAUAGUUGGAGGAGAUCCUACUCUGAUAGAUAAAAGUAUAAUUGAGAAAAUGUCUUUUGAACUUAAAUUUGAAGCAAGUCCUAAUGGUGGAACCAUUGCCACACGUAGCUGCAAGGGCUAUACGGUUGAUGGUGUAGAAGUGAAGGAAGAGGAAGUUAGGGCUGGUCUAGAAAAGACCAAUCAAAUCUUUCUGGGAGUUUUCAAGAUUUUUGAAGCUUAUGCUUUAGCAAAUCCUGAUGCAUAAUUGAUAUAUAUAUAUGUAUGCCUAGUUUGUUUUAGCAAACCUUUUGGUAUAUUUGGGUUUUUCUUGA